AUGAGUUUGACCUGUAGCAUUUCUGACCACAAGAUCGAGGCAAACGGCCACGCUCCUAAAGCAUCGCUGGACCUUGGCUCCAAGUCCCAGCCUGCCUCGAAAUGGAAGACCACCGCCCCCGUCAAGGCAACGCCGGAAUCCUUCCUCGACUUACUGGAAGGCCGCACUCCUCUAAUCCACGAACCUGGCUUUCUCUCUGAGGAACUCUGCGCGAAGCUUGAAGCUGCGCUCGAGCCGGAAUUCACCCCGUAUCUGCAUGCCAUCGGCCCCCAGCUAGACAAAGUGGGCGUGGCGCAGUUUGAGUUUCAGGCGCAGAGCGAGGACGACGUGAAGAAUAGAUCUGGUGAUGAGAAACAGCAAUACUUCCAGGCGGUCCGCGAGCUGGGCGACCUGCACGGCAAACUGGGGGAGAAGGUCGGCGUCAACGUCUUCGCCAUGGUCAUGAGCCUGAUCCGCUCCCUCGUGCCCGCCGACUGGGAAGUGUGCCUAGCACGCGAGGACAGCGAGGACGAGCAGUACUUUGCCGGGAUCGUGCGGGGCAUCAACAACGGUACGCCAAUUCACUGCGACUGGGCGCCGUACGACACCCGAACGGAGCCGUGGGCCAUCAGCCGCGUCACUCACCAGGCCGUCUUCAACCUGUGCCUAGCGCCCAUGGAGGGCGGCGGGACGCUGGUCCACGAUGUGCAGUGGACGCCGGACGCGCUGGCGUACCGGGACCCCGACGGCUACGGCUACUUUGAGGGCCUCGUCGAGGGCCGCAAGAAGGCACCGCUGCAGCCGCAGCCAGGCGAUCUGUACUUCUUCAACUCGCGCAACAUGCAUCAGGUCUUGCCCGUGGCGCCAGGGUGGGAGAGGCGGCGGAUGGCGAUGGCGAGCUUCUUUGGCGUUCUGCCGCCGUUGAAGGAGGGCGAGAAGACAAAGCUGGUUUUCUGGUCUUAG
Amorphotheca resinae ATCC 22711 is the source of this 942-nucleotide messenger RNA. RefSeq lists its product as hypothetical. The transcript has 2 exons. Bases 1 to 942 code for a protein of 313 amino acids. The record is from RefSeq and is a predicted model, not a curated record. Lineage: Eukaryota; Fungi; Ascomycota; Leotiomycetes; Helotiales; Amorphothecaceae.